Molecule: messenger RNA, 2374 nt
Organism: Colossoma macropomum (tambaqui)
Lineage: Eukaryota; Metazoa; Chordata; Actinopteri; Characiformes; Serrasalmidae
Gene: efhc2
Product: EF-hand domain (C-terminal) containing 2
Exons: 15
Coding region: 60-2306 (748 amino acids)
Biological process (GO): regulation of neuron projection development
Cellular component (GO): microtubule
Source: RefSeq, a predicted model, not a curated record
CCAGCCGAGCUCGAGGAGUCCCAGCAGCUCGUUUAAGUUUAUUAACGUACUCUGCAGUCAUGGCUUUACCUAUGUUACCUGGAAAUUCAUUCAACAAAAACCUGGGAAAAGAAAAAUUUCACAAGUCUCAACAUUUCGAUUACUCAAAUGGAGUCCCACUGAUGGUGGGAGCCGAGAAGCCAGGCAUUGGAGGGGAAGUGCUCCUGGGCCAGAAGACCCGGCCUCAGAACUCUUUGUUUCCAAAAGGAGAGGGCAGUGGUGCACCUUCAUGGGUGGCUUUUGACAAACAGGUGCUUUGCUUUGAUGCUUACUUCCAAGAAGGUAUUACUCAGAGUAGAGAGGAAACAUACAGGAUCAGAAAAUGUAAGAUCUACUUCUACUUGGAAGAUGACACCAUACAAGUUGUGGAGCCAGAGCUGAAGAACAGUGGCAUCCCACAAGGAACACUAAUCCGCCGCCACCGCAUUCCUCUCCCAGCUCCCAGUGAUGACCAGUUUUACAAUUUACACCACUUUAAUAUCAACCAGCAGGUGGUGUUCUACUCCAGGACCUUUAUGAUAACAGACUGUGACCCUUUCACCCACAACUUCCUGAGGAAAAUAGGGGUACGCAUCAAUCCCUCUGCUGCAGCACCGGAAGAUCCCUAUACAAAGCUUAGACAGGAGCUGGAAGACAGCAUGAAGCCAUUGCGCCCGUAUGAGAGGCAGGAUACUUUAAAGCAGUUCCUGGAGCACGACCGUGAUGUCCUACGCUUUUAUUGCUGCUGGGAUGAUACCCAGAGCAUGUUUGGAGACCCCAGAGAGCUGAUCCUCCACUACUUCCUGGCAGAUGAUACCGUAGAAAUCCGAGAAGUGGUCUAUCCAAACUCUGGCAGAGAUGCAGCCCCUAAAUUUUUGAACAGAAGUAAACUUCCAAAGCAAGCUCCUUCUCCGAAACGCCAGCCUGGAGAAAUUACAGACCGCACUGUCCUCAACGUGUUUGGACCGAUGGGACAGGGAGGUCGCUACAUUUUGGAUAACCUCAAAACUGGGGCUUUGCAGGAGGAGUUCUACAAGGACUGUGACCUGACCAUAGGAGGGGUCAUUAAUGUCUGGGGACGGAGAGUGAUGAUCUGUGACUGUGACAACUUCACCAAAGAGUACUAUCGUUCCAAAUAUGGCAUUGAGGACUUCACCCCCGUGCAGUACAAAGCCCCCCCACCUGCUAAAGCAGUCAAACAGGUGCCUCCUUACACUGGGUUUGGCUCUGAAGAGGAUUCACUCUGCUCCUGCCAGGGUCUGCUGCCCAAGCCCCCACAGAAAGACUUCAGGAAGCUGAUAGAGAAAGACAGGCAUGGUCUGGAGAGCAAUAUACUUCGAUUUGUUGGCAAAAUGCUAACAGAUAACACCAUUGACAAGGACCGUACCUUCAUCAUUUCCUUCUACCUUAGUGAUGACACUAUAACAGUGUUUGAACCCGCCCAGAGGAACUCAGGGGUGAUAGGCGGUAAGUUCUUGGAGAGAAGCUGGGUGAAGAAGCCAGGGCAGGAGCUCUUCAAGAGUGAGAUGUCUGAGUACUACAAGGCUCAGGACUUGUAUGUGGGAGCAAAGAUUAUUAUAAGCAACCAGCCCUUCCAGCUUGUGGAUGCAGAUGAUUAUGCUUUCAACUAUAUGGAGCAGCAUGCAGAAGAGUUCCCCAGGGCCAACAUUGGCACCAUUUUGAGCAAGUUAAGAUCCAUCAGUGAAGACAAACAGAAGGAGAUCAAACGGUUCUUAGCACAAAGCGACCCAGGCAACACCGGCCUCAUUCCUUAUGAGUCCUUCAGGUCUCUGUUGGCAGAUACGGGCUGUCAGCUGUCGGAGCAUGAGAUCAUGAUGUUAGGCCGUACCUACUCGGUACGGGAACAGCCUGAGCUGAAUUUGGGCUUCAUGCUGGCUGUGGCCCAGGACCACCUGAGGAAGAAACACUUUGAGAGCUUCUCAGACAUGCUCCGAGCUUUCACCCACGAGGAUCGGGAGAGAACUGGGCACCUUUCCACCAAAGAAGCUAGGAUCAUCUGUAAAGCCUUCCGCCUGCCACUGGCUGAUGACCUUCUGAGAGCCCUUCUGCAGAAAUUUGAGAACAAGUCUGGGAAAAUGGAUUACAACGCCUUUCUCUCAGGGAUCAACUGGAGAGAGAAUCCUUCCCUACCUCUUCUACCAGAUGAUGCCUUGAAGUUUGAUGUAGACUGGAAUGGAGAAGCUGUGCGCCCUGCAGUAAUAACCGUCAACUACUCUUUGUUACUGGACAAUGUCUUUGGCUGUGUUGGCAACAGUAAUUUCAGCUGAGAGGUAUGGAGAUCGCCUCUCUCUCCGACAUGACACAACAUGAACUCAAGAGAACAUGGUGCUGUAUG